AUGGGAAGUGUCAAGCAUCAGAACUUUGAAUCCAAUUUUAGCCACUUCAGCCAUCUCCACUCUCUCAAGCUAGCAACUAAGUUGUUAGCCCCAGUAUGUUUCUUUUCUGUCAUAUUUUCUUAUUCUUCUCUGCUUCCUUUCAUAUCCAACUUCAUGCAAUUCCCUAGCUUCAGUAUUGACAAGAACUACGUGUUCCUCCUCUGCAAUGGCAUUCUAGUUUUAAUUGUCAAGAACUCUGGUCUCAAAAUCAGCGAUUCUCAUCUAGACAGCAGUGCCAACCUCUAUGGAGAACAGAGCAUGAAGAGCGGAGACAGUCGUCAUAAACUGGUUGAGCUAUCAGAGAUCACGAAACCAGCAUUGGUCGCAGAGGAAAAGGUCGUCGUGGAAGUGGAAGAAGUACGAGAAGAUAAACUUGGAGGUCAUGAGAACAUUGUUGUUGAUGAAGAUGAAGAGGUAGAGGUAGAGGAAGAGGAAGUAAUUGGGUUGCUUAGUACAGAGGAAUUGAACAAGAAAUGUGAUGAUUUUAUAAGAAAGAUGAGAAACGACAUCAAAUAUGAAGCUCAACAACUUAUCAUGGUUCGAUAUUAA
Messenger RNA from Populus euphratica (Euphrates poplar), 588 nucleotides. RefSeq lists its product as uncharacterized. The transcript has a single exon. The record is from RefSeq and is a predicted model, not a curated record. Bases 1 to 588 code for a protein of 195 amino acids. NCBI's taxonomy places the organism in Eukaryota, Viridiplantae, Streptophyta, Magnoliopsida, Malpighiales, Salicaceae.